AUGGCCCCUACUGCUCUGGAACGCGAGGAUGUCGCGCGGGAUUCCGCCUUCAAUCAGGCUCUGCACGGCAAGUCUGCCAAGGCUCGCGGUGGUCUCACUGCCAUGCGCGGCAAGGACGCCGCUGCCCAGAAGGCUGCCGUCGAUGAAUACUUCAAACACUGGGACAACAAGGGCCACGUUGAAGAGACCGAGGAAACUCGUGAGGCUCGUCGUUCUGAAUAUGCCACCCUGACCCGACACUACUAUAACCUCGCCACUGACUUCUACGAGUACGGCUGGGGCUCUUCCUUCCACUUCUGUCGCUUCGCUUACGGCGAGCCGUUCAACCAGGCAAUUGCCCGUCACGAGCACUACCUUGCCAUGCAGGCCGGUAUCACCGAGGGCAUGAAGGUUCUGGAUGUCGGCUGCGGUGUCGGUGGUCCUGCCCGUGAGAUGGUCAAGUUCACUGGUGCCCAUGUCACUGGCCUGAACAACAACGACUACCAGAUCGACCGCGCCACCCACUACGCUGAGAAGCAGGGCCUGUCGGAGAAGAUGGCUUUCGUGAAGGGUGAUUUCAUGCAAAUGAAGUUCCCCGACAACAGCUUCGACGCCGUCUACGCCAUUGAGGCCACCGUCCAUGCCCCCGAACUGGUUGGUGUCUACAGCGAGAUUUUCCGAGUUCUGAAGCCCGGCGGCACCUUCGGUGUUUAUGAGUGGCUCAUGACUGAUGAAUACAACAACGACGACCCUGAACACCGCCGCAUCCGUCUUGGUAUCGAGCAGGGUGACGGUAUCUCCAACAUGGUCCGUAUCUCUGAAGGUCUGCAGGCCUUCCGCGACGCUGGCUUCGAGAUCAUCCAUCAUGAGGAUUUGGCUGCCCGCCCCGACGCCACCCCGUGGUACUAUCCGCUGGCCGGUUCGUUCAAGCACAUGGGUUCUGUCUGGGAUUUCUUCACAAUUGCCCGCAUGACCUGGUGGGGUCGUGGUCUUGCCCACCGCUUUGUCGGUGCCGGUGAGACCAUCGGCCUGUUCCCCAAGGGUUCUCAGAAGACCGCUGACAGCUUGGCUCUGGCUGCCGACUGUCUGGUUGAGGGUGCUCAGAAGAACUUGUUCACUCCUAUGUAUCUGAUGGUUGGCAAGAAGCCCGAGUAA
Molecule: messenger RNA, 1134 nt
Organism: Penicillium macrosclerotiorum
Lineage: Eukaryota; Fungi; Ascomycota; Eurotiomycetes; Eurotiales; Aspergillaceae
Gene: erg6
Product: sterol 24-C-methyltransferase
Exons: 3
Coding region: 1-1134 (377 amino acids)
Biological process (GO): ergosterol biosynthetic process
Cellular component (GO): endoplasmic reticulum
Molecular function (GO): sterol 24-C-methyltransferase activity
Source: RefSeq, a predicted model, not a curated record